GCCGUGCCGCGGCGGAGGAGCAGUACACGAGCAGAUUCCAGGGCAGACGCUGCUGACUUCACCCUCGCGCACACACCUCACGCCCGCCGCACUGCCGCGACAAAGCCACCCGGGCCCCCACCCUGCCCGUCCGCUCCCCGCGCUUUUCUUUUACCGCAGCGCAGUGCCGAGGGGCUGAGCCCCCUUCCUCUCCCCGUUCCCACCACUUCAAGAUCCGAUCCAUCACCCGUCCCACCAGUCGCCCCCUCCCCCUCGUGAUCCCGACGCCGCCGACGACAACGAAACAGCUCAGUUUCCUGCUUUUCUCUAGUACCGCAGCGCCCCACCUCCGGAGUCACAAGGGUGGCGGUACGAGUAGGAGUAGAAACGUGAAGUGAAACGGGGGGAGGAGUGGAGGAGAAGCCCCGGCCUGCAGCGAGCACGCGGGGCGCACCACAGGCGCGCCGGCACCGGCCACCUACCUGGUCACCCAACCUAUCAUCUAUAGUAGGGGGGAUAGGGGAGUAGCAGUAGGCAGUGUCGCACUGCGGCUCUACUACUCCCACCACGCCUCCAACCCCCGUCCUAUACCAAUCCGCCGCAGGUCUCUAUCCAGCCCACUUGCCCUUCCUCUCCCCCGCCACAGCGGCGAGCUCUCGCGUCGUCUCUCCCUUUCCCUCAGGAGUGGCAGAUCUGUUCGCGUGAUCCCCAACCUGGAUCUUGAUGAUUUGGCGACUAUGAAGCGUCGAUUCCUUCGGGCGAGCUGGUUAUAGGGGAGUGUGGUUUCCUGGUCCUCUCUUUCAACCUCUGGAUGUUGAAUUGAAUCAAGUGAUUAACUGUGUUUUGUUCAUUCACAAAGAUACCCGAAACUUCUGCUUCAUAUGGUCAGCCAUCAUAAAGAUGCCAACAAAAGGACAGUUUAGCAGUGAAAGGAUUGUGAAGAACAUAUCAGGUCGUGAUGGACAAAAGAAGGGAAAUUCACUGCAUGACCAAAUUGCACACGUGCCAAAGGACAGGGUUGCGGCAGUCAAUGGGAAUGUAGAUGGAAAAUUUGAAGAUAGAAUCCGAGUUGCAAAGAAUGAUAAGUUCCGAAGGCAACGGGAAUCUUUGAGUGGGGAAAGGGCUGCAAGCAUGAAGGGCUCAAAACCAUGGCCUGGUCGAAAGACAACUACUGUUGAUGAACUUGUCAAGCAUAUGUCAAAUGUUCCUUCAUAUUUACAGCGUAAAGAGACUGCUGACCAUCGUCAAGACAAGGCACUGAAUGUUGGAGUUCUUGAGUGGGGCCUUCUUGCUAACUGGUCUCAGCAACAAAAGCAUGAUCUCGCUAGAAGCCAUGGAGCCUCUCCAUCCAAUACUAGCAGGUCUGUACUAUUCUCAUCUCCAUCACAUUCUUCCGCCAGCCCCAGCAGCAGAUCUCUUGAGAGUAAUCAGUCUACCCCAGUGAGUGACCAUCACCAUUCAUCUAUCAGAGGUCCGCAGAGUAGGCUGACAGAUAAACACCAUGCGACUGCCAGAUAUUCACCUAGCCCAAAUUCUGCUGUAUUGAGCUUGUUGCCAGCGCACGGCAAACAUCCCUGCCCAGAGACCAGCUGUAAUUAUGUUGGCUCGGGUCUCAGCAAUGUUUCUUUACCCUCAGACUCUCUAGGUUCUUCCUCCAGAAGUUGCGGAAGACCUGAAAUGGACGAAGAUGAAGAAAGUAGGAGGAGGAUUGAGGACGUUGUCCAUCACUGUUCUCGUAGACUUUUUACAGACAGCGAUAGUAUUGGGAAGAAUUUCUUCACAUCAAAUAACAAUGAUUCCUUGUGUAAUGAUCCUGAACAGAGCAGUGUCUUGAAUGGUCAAAAUUUUGAGUCGCUAAUAUCUGAUGGUGUGAUGGACACACCUAGAAUUUGCAGUAGGUUACCUGAUGUUUUCUUGGAGGAUAUUGAGCCAUCCCAUGAAUUUCCUCGAAUUCCAUACUCAUGUCCACUUCCCAUCAUAGAUUCAGCAGCUAAAGAGAUUCACACUACAAGCACUGAAGCUAGAAAUAAUUUUGUUGGUACGGCUGCAAAAGUAAGUAAGAACAGUAACCGAAACCGAUCUGCCAUGAGUGGCACUGAGAAUCCUCCCCAAUGUUCUGCAAAGUUUAGUGAUAGGAUGCCUGAUCGCCAUCUAGGUGCUGGGAUGAAUCGAGUGAGCCGCAGCUCCAGCCUGAAGGAGACACCAUGUGCUCGACAGCCCGAUGUAGUGCCCUCUGUCGAUAAGAUUGGAGACAGGUCAUCAUCCAACAGCAAAGGCAGGCGAAGCCCAUUGAGGAGGAUGUUAGAUCCAAUAUUAAAGCCAAGACAUUCUAGUCCAGUACGACCUUCAUUUGUUCCUAAGUGUCAUCUUCCAGUCAAUACCACUAAGCAGUCUCUGGACAUGGGCGGAUCAGUGCCACAGAAUGUGCAGCGAAGGUCAGUUGACAUGGUAGUCAAUUCGAAUUAUCCUACAGAAGCAAAUAUAAACCAGCCUCCUCAUGUGCUGCUGAACAGUGCAAGAUACCUCCAGCAAGAAAAGGAUUCACCAACAACAAGGCAAGCGCUUCUGCAACUAGCCUGGAAGAAUGGCUUGCCUUUAUUCAUGCUGUCUUAUGGUGAGUCUGAGAUCCUUGCAGCCACUGUUAGAAAGAAGGGCAUCUCUGAGAAGGAUGACCUGGAAAGCACAUAUGCUGUAUUCACUGUUGAAGAACCUAAGAAAAAAAGUGGAACGUGGAUCAAGGCAGGAGGUAAAAACAAGAAACAUCACCUGUUAUCCAGCAUAGUUGGAGAACUAAAGGUUGCACAUAGAAAAUCAAGAUGCCACCACACAAAAAAUGUUCAUGUACACAGGGAGUUUGUAUUGGUUGGAUCUGAAUUUCUACCAUCAUCUGAAGAAUCAGGUGAUUCACACAUCAGCGGAGAGCUUGCAGCUUUUAUCAGCCCACUGCCUCAGCAAGAAGCAGAAACUUCGAAUCAAUCAUCUUCACAGAAUAUGGGACAAAGUGAUUUGGCGCCGAGUGGCUGCGGUUGCCCCCCACUGGGAAACUUCCAGCCUAGUACCAGGAAUGCUAAUUCCGGUUCAGCCAAUGUUAUUGCCAUACUACCUGAUGGUUUCCAUGGCACAUCAACAUCUGGGCAGCCACUGCCUUUGAUCGAGAGGUGGAAAUCAGGAGGUGCUUGUGACUGUGGCGGAUGGGAUGAAGGUUGCACGCUGAGUGUCCUCAGUGGUACGGCCCCGGGAAAUGAUGCCAUUCAAGCUAACCAGGCAAUGGAUGGCAGCCAGCGAUUUGAGCUUCUAGCUCAGGGUCGAUCGCGAGAAGAUAGGAAUGCCUUCAGUAUGACUUCCUUCAAAGAGGGUCUAUAUACAGUGGAAUUCAGAUCAUCCAUUACUUUACUUCAAGCUUUUGCGAUGUGUAUAGUGAUGCUUCAUGGGAGGUGGUACCCUAACAGGAUGCAAGUUGCUUCGCAAGCAGUGCAAGGGCAUGAUGGCCUUGCCGAUCAUGAGCUCAAGACCAUGGCAGCCAGUCAAGGUAGAGCUCCAACCAGCUAUGUGCCCCAUCGGCCACCUCUUUCUCCAGUAGGCCGAGCCUAGCUUAUCGCGAUUAAAUGUAUGUUCUUUGUGUCCUCUCUUCAGUUGUGUAGUGCCUGUGGGAUCAAUAUACCAUGGUCCUCUGAUCCAUAUACCCAAAGUGGCAAUCUCUGUGCAAUCGGCCUUAGAAGUAGCUACCUGUACAUGUUGAUGUUGUAUGACUGAUAUGAUGUGGCUGCAAGGCCCAUCUCAGUGCUUAGUUACCUUUUAUAUGUUCUCUUCUCAAUUGCUUCUAUGCUGAAAGGAUGCACGCCUGCUGUCUGUUGAUACCCUUUUUUGAAGUCUGUUGCAUAAGCAGCAGCAUCUGUGCAAUCGCUGAACUUAUAUCUGGA
Panicum hallii is the source of this 3899-nucleotide messenger RNA. RefSeq lists its product as uncharacterized. Lineage: Eukaryota; Viridiplantae; Streptophyta; Magnoliopsida; Poales; Poaceae. The transcript is spliced from 4 exons. The record is from RefSeq and is a predicted model, not a curated record. Bases 880 to 3570 code for a protein of 896 amino acids.